AUGUCUGCUGCUACGGCGAAUCCCAAGCUAUCAACUGACCAGAAGCCGGCCGAGGAGACGAUACUUUGUUCUAUCUGUCCUAUGCUGGUCAAGCCUGGCAUUCUCCCCCAUGACGACCCCGACCACAACACCCUCAAAACCUUCAUCGAUCUCCUCAACACCACUGCCACUGAGAAGGAGCAACGUCUGAAGGUGUCUCCUUUCGGAGCAGUGGGCAACACCUUCGACUUCAGCGACCCCGCCAAGUGUCACCUUCCUAACGUCUGGCAGUUUACUGACCAGGCCGACCUUGCCCGCCUAUACGACGCCGUUUUCCGCAGCGACAAACAGCCCGACUUCAUCAAGGCCGCCAACCUCCAGAUCUAUAUCUGGUUUCCCCAGCGUGGGCCCCAGCCCUCCAAAAAGCCUAACUUUCACCAUCUGAUCGACAUCCGGAACUUCACCCUCCAUGGCUGGUGUGGAUGUCUCCCCCGCGACGACCCGAAGACGAGCCGUACCUUGGUCCUGACUACGGACCGCAUACUUGAGGACUGCCCGCACUGGUCCAAGCACCCUGCCACGCCGGUCCCGCCCAUACCUGGCAGCCACGCGGUGGCGUCCCAUGGGCCUCCUCCCACCCGGAUUGGCGUCAUAAACAGCCACUUCCCCCACGGGGUGCUGUACCCACCUCCCCCGGAGGACCAGAACUCAAACAUCGUCCCUCAUCACAUUUACGGUGGAAUCCACUUGGACCAUAGCCACGGACAGGCACUACCGCCCCCAGGCAUGCUCUCGAAUGACAAGCCCGCCUGGCCCGAGUCUCCUAUUGUCCCCAGGAAGAUUUACCUAAACUAUUCGACAUCGCAGAAGAUUGUCGCUGUCCACGGUCUGGGCGCGCAUCCCGAGCAUACCUGGGAGGGCAAACCAAUCGAUAAAGUCAAGCCAAAAGUUCACCUCCUUCGAGACCUGCUCCCACGCGCCUUCCCGACCGCAAGAAUUCUGUCCUUUUCGUAUAACUCUGACUGGCUGGUGGAUGCGCCCGAGAAAACGGCACAGCAGAUCGGUCAUAGACUGGCGGAGAGACUUGCCGAACAUCGGGGCGAAGCGUUACGCCUUCCCAUCAUCUUCAUUGGGCAUAGCUUCGGCGGUAUCGUCAUCAAACAGGCUCUUUGCGUGAUGGCCGGGCCUUCGAGUAUCCUGGAGGACACAUGCGGCAUCAUCUUCCUCGGAACCCCUCACCAAGGGUCAUCACUGUCUAUCGCGGCAUCUCUCCUGGGAAAGCUGACCGCCUUGCUCGGCUCUAACACAGCACUGCUCCUCACCCUACAAAGCAAUCACAACCAACUGUCAGACCUGGAAGACAACUUUCGGCGUGUCGCUGCUGACAAGCAAAUUACAUCGUUUUACGAGACGAAGCCUACGUUUUAUCUGGGAUUUUCCAUCGGCUGCAUUGUCAACAGAGAGUCGGCCAGAGGCUUUGCAAAAGAUCCUGUCAGUAUAGACACAGAUCACGCGGGGCUCAAUAAGUUCAAUAGUCCAGCCCACCCCGGAUUCAAAGCAAUCAAGACGGUCAUUGAGAAGCUUCGCGCCAAGCCCCUGAUUCAGCAGGCCGACGACGUCUUACUUGAGAAGCAAUACACAAGCGAAAAGCUCAAGAUUGAGCGGCUAUCAGGAGAAGAGUUGUCAAUGGAUCAAUGCUAUAUCAACCUCGCCAUCGUGGAGCAGGUCCAAGCGAAGAUGUCUGCGCGAGACGACCUGGAAGCGAAAAGCUCUGCGCCAAAGUCAUCGCCAUUCUCGCUGCUUGCGCGAAUCAAUCUUGAGACAUCAUCAGAUCACAGUCAAGUCCAGUUGAAAGACAUCUUUAGUCAGCGCAAAAGAUCCGACGGGAAGGAAAUCUUGCCCAGGAGGGUCUUGAUUCGCGGACGCGCUGGGGUAGGCAAGACCACCCUAUGCAAGAAGAUGGUUUACGAAUUUGUCAGCGGCGGAAUGUGGCGCGAUCUAUUCGACCGUGUGCUCUGGGUGCCUCUGAGGAACUUGAAGGAACGACCAGCCCCCGGAUAUAACCUGGAGAGAUUUCUCUUUGAUGAGUUCUUCCGGCUUCAAGGAGACGAAUCAGGCAAGGUCUUUGCUAAGGAGACGAGCGAGGGGUUAAAGCACAAUCGAACGCUGUUUAUUCUCGAUGGAUGGGAUGAAGUGAAUGAGAUGGCCACCGCAAAAUCUGACAUGUCCCGUUUCCUAUGCGACGAGCUACUCCGCCAACCAAACAUCAUCAUCACGUCGCGGCCACACGCUAGCAUUCCCACUCGAGACCAGCCUAUUGACCUGGAGCUGGAAACAAUAGGAUUCAACCCGACGCAAGUGGACUUAUACAUCGAGAAAACGCAUGAGAAGACGGAUACAAAGAAGGUGGACGAGAUCAAGAAUUUCCUGCAACGCCACGAAAUUGUCAGAAGUCUCGUCCGGAUACCCAUACAGCUGGAUGCUUUCUGCUAUUGUUGGGAUGACAACAAUUACAGCAACAACAAAGUCGAAACUAUGACAGCGCUCUACCAAGCCAUUCAAACAAGCCUGUGGAGGAAAGACAUUCCACGGCUGGGAGAGGAGCACGGGGUACUCACCACUCAGAUCAACGGACUGAAACGCAGUGACCAAGUCCUUAUCGAGAGGGACGUAAGAGAAGAAAUCAAUUUCCUUGGGCAUCUUGCUUUCGACGGACUAGUGGCCGAUAGGCUAGAGUUCGAUUGGGGCGACAUUAACAGGACAUGGGCCAAGGAGGUUAAACCCGACAGAAUUCGUUCGCCUAGCAAUACCCUACCAUGCCUCUCUUUUCUGCGGACUUCAGAUCCCUCAGCCAAGUCCACUGACCGAACCUAUCACUUCAUUCACUUGACAUUUCAGGAGUACUUCGCAGCCCGAUACUUCGUGGGGCAGUGGAAUGCCCACCAAUCACCUGAGCCUAGUAAAGAGCAAAUCACCCCUCUUAGGUUUCUCCGUGAACACAAGUACGACGCACGUUUCAACUGCGUCCUUGUCGCCAGCCCAACAGUACCAGCUCCUCCCCUCCAUGUCGAAAUGUCACCGCGACAGCGCAGAUACACGGAUGCGUACGAUUCUGAUGCUUCAUUCUCGCCCGACGAUGAUUGCGACGUUCCCGACCGGAAAGAUGGCCUAGACAACGUUCCAAGCGACGUCGAGGCCUUCUGCGAAGAUGACGAUGCCAAAACCAUCUGUGGAGAGGACGAGGACGACGCCGACGAUGCCGACGGAACCCUCCACGAAGACGAUGACUUCGACGUGGAAGACCAGGUUAUGCUCUUCGACGGCAAUGUCCACCCACCUGAAUAUUGGCUGCGCGAGCUAGAGAACUUCAACGAGGAUGCCUUCGCUUGUCAAGAUUACAGCCCCGGGACGAAGUUGCUCCUUGACGCCGUGGAGGAACAGUGGCACCAGUAUUGCAAUGUCAUCAAGCGCGAUGUCCAACAGUGCUACGCGACCAUCUCUACUAGACUUCUGCACACCUUCUUCGACUGGUUCCUGAGUCAGAAGGUCGGAAAGGAUGGCAGGAAGAAACGCGGAAUAAAGAAGAAGAGCUCAUUGGGCACAUAUUGGAAAGUCUUCAGGCUAGUCUACGAGAGAGCCAUGUGCGACAAAGUUGACCCAAAGUUGAACCGCAGCAUGCAUAGGGAAGCGAAGAAGCACGGUCUGAACGAACAGCGGCGAGCCAAUCGAUGCAUGACGAUUGAUGACCUCAGGCAGCAGAUCGAGACCACGCUUAGUACGACGAAGAAGUCAUUCAAGCUCGGAGAACUACGCAUCCUCGCCGUGCUCUUUCUCCUCCUGCUUGCUCCCGCCGGCUCCAGGCCAAAAGCGACGUUGGACCUGCGAUUCAAGGAUGUCAAGGUCGCUUUAGCAAGAGAUCCGGAAGGCGGGCCACACAAACUGCUUCUUCGGUUCACUCCGGAGUUUACCAAAACCUACUUAGGCUUCGAGUAUCCUACGAUAGCUUACAAUCUGCGCUACAAUGCGGCCAACGCGUUUGACCAGAGCGUCGACGUCAGCGAGGCGCUGAGAAACUUGGCCAUGGGACACGCCAACUCCGAUCCUUUCCAGAGGCACUAUCUCGGGCGGAACAUCUCCGCUGAUCUUUGGGGCAUACUUCGCGGACAAAAGCCACAGCAGGCACUUCUCAAACAGUCUUGCAGCAUUGGUCACUCCAUAUCCCAGCGCCGUCCCAUCGAUCUCACGGCAGAGCAGUCUGCCUCUGUGGUGACGCAUCCGACCAUCAGAAGUCUGACGAAAGCUGCCAUGGGACUACCUCUAGGUUCCCAACAGUACAAAGAUACUAAACGAGCUAUACGAAACGAAAAGCAGAGGCUCAAGAGAGAGCUGAAACAGAGUAUUAGAGAUGAGUGGACCGAUGAGCAGGCCACUGACGACAUCGAGCGCCAAAUUCACGGCCCCCAAUUGUCCCGACACUGGAAGGGCAGUAUACUCGCAGAGAUGAUGCCAUCCAAGCAGUGUCUGCAUACUGUCUUGUUCAAGAAGGUUGUGCCAUACGCCAGCUCCACCAAAGGCCAAAAGAGGUGA
This is a messenger RNA of Colletotrichum karsti, 4566 nucleotides long. RefSeq lists its product as uncharacterized. The coding region runs from base 1 to 4566 and encodes 1521 amino acids. The transcript has 11 exons. NCBI's taxonomy places the organism in Eukaryota, Fungi, Ascomycota, Sordariomycetes, Glomerellales, Glomerellaceae. The record is from RefSeq and is a predicted model, not a curated record.